AUGGACACCACGGAAGAAUUUGAAAGUAUCUAUGACGAUUAUGCACGGGAUAAACUAAAAGGUCAUUGUCAGGGAAAGUUUGUCUUCUUUUGGCCCACAUUACUCGAGUUGCUGAGGCUCUACUACAGGGUGUAUAAUAGAACAGUCUUGGAUCGCGAAGAGGACGGGACUUUCGACCUCUUCGUCAAGACGUAUUUCCCGAUGGAAAUCACCCGGGCGGACUAUGAACAGUAUUUUGGACUGUCUUCGGGAAGGGGAAGAGAUCGAAGGCAAGGGUCCAUCGGGCGCGAUCCACUACCAAAAGGCAUAGUAAUCGACGGCAGCAAGUCAGGAAACGAUGUAUUGGUGGAAGGCGAGCUUGAGCAUCUAUCAAAAAUGCACAAGAAGCAGGUUGAGAUGGACCAGAUGCUAUCCCAUCCGGGGGAAAGCCGGACUGGCCUUAAAGGACAAUCCCCCAACCAUGAUCCAAAGGCAGUUCUUCCCGCUUUACUGGCCUACGAUGAAGAUAAGAACUUGUUUGACUUCUGA
Molecule: messenger RNA, 528 nt
Organism: Aspergillus nomiae NRRL 13137
Lineage: Eukaryota; Fungi; Ascomycota; Eurotiomycetes; Eurotiales; Aspergillaceae
Exons: 3
Coding region: 1-528 (175 amino acids)
Source: RefSeq, a predicted model, not a curated record